Molecule: messenger RNA, 1650 nt
Organism: Rhodamnia argentea
Lineage: Eukaryota; Viridiplantae; Streptophyta; Magnoliopsida; Myrtales; Myrtaceae
Product: B3 domain-containing transcription factor VRN1-like
Exons: 6
Coding region: 3-1394 (463 amino acids)
Molecular function (GO): DNA binding
Source: RefSeq, a predicted model, not a curated record
ACAUGGCUUGCGGUCGUCGCCGCCCGAGAGAAGAUGGAGGUGCCGAGCCAGAUGUCGCGACUGGACCUCGUCUUCAGAGUCCUCACUUCUUCAAGAUCAUUCUCCCCGACACCCUUCAAUCUGUGAAGCUCGGAAUUCCGAAAAAAUUCUUAGGAAGAUAUGGAAAGGAUCUCUCAAGCUUGGUGCUGCUCAUGGUACCGGGCAGUUUGACUUGGACCAUAGAAAUAGAAAAGUGUAAUGACGACGCGGUUUGGUUGUGGAAAGGGUGGCGAGAAUUUAUGCAACAUUACUCCAUUGGUGAUGGUCACCUCAUAGUUUUCAAAUAUAAAGGGAACUCCACUUUUAGCGUGAUAAUAUUUAAUAAGAGUGCUUCGGAGAUUGAUUAUUCAUCAAGCAGCAUAUCGAACCUCGGGAGUGGAUUUAUCUUGCCAAAUCAGGAGGAUGUGGUAGAAGUUGAAGAUUCGGUGGAUUCCGCUCCUCGGCAAAAAAUGAGCGUCGAACCUCAUUCCCCAUGUUCUCAGCUGAGUCCAAGCUGCUCAUCGCAAGAUCUCGAAGAUGAGGUUGGACGGUCUACAAGCAGAGCUAGCCAUUCUAAGCCGGUUUUUGGUGGUUCUACGACUCUAUGGCCUCUCUCUAGUUUUGAAUUAGCUAGCGAAUUUGACUCAGAGUGUCCUUUUUUCAAGGUGGUGAUGCGGCCAUCUUAUAUUAAGAAUGAAAUGUAUGUUCCUCGUAGGUUCAUCAUGCAACACAUUCUGGAAAUCAAGGAAAUUGCGACUCUCAGGCAUUCAGACAGAUCGUGGCCGGUGAAGCUUAGGCGCUGUCCACAUUCAGUCCGCGGGGCGAGCUUCUCUUCUGGUUGGGACGCAUUCGUGAGAGAAACGCGCUUGCUUGUAGGAAAUGUCUGCGUGUUCGAGCUAAUUGAUAGGGAUGAUGUUGUGUUCAGAGUCCACAUUUUCAGUAGUGCAGGCAGGUACAAACGGUCCAAAUGCAGAGUGGACCAUCAUGAGCCAGUAUUUCAUGAUCCUACUCCUCCGAGGCUUCUCACUACUCCUGAAUUAGCGAGAGAAUUUGAUUCGGAGCAUCCUUUCUUCAAACUGGUGAUACGGCAGUGUCAUUUGAAAAAACUGACUUUUCACAAUCGAUUCAUCAGGCAACAUAUGCAAGAAAACAAGGGAACGGCAACUCUUAGGUAUUCAGACAGAUCGUGGCUGGUGAAGCUCUUAAGAUGGAAGAAAGAGCGAGCGGCGUUCUCUGCUGGUUGGUCUACAUUUGCAACAGAAACUCAUUUGCGUGUAGGAAAUGCCUGCGUGUUCGAGCUCAUUGAUAGGGAAGAUAAUGUGUUCAAAGUUUCCAUCUUCAGUAACGGGGGUAGGGGCCAGAUUCACAUCAAUUGAGGUGGUCGUGGGAUGUGUUACUAUAUACAGUUCACAGCAUCGAUAUGGAUGCAGGAUUCCCAAGUAUACGUCCUUCAUCCAGCAAUGGCGAAUCGGUGAAAAGGGGACUCUUUUUUGUUCAUGUUCUCUUGUUUUUUCGGUGGUAGUUUGGGUUCUGUAGUUCCAUUUUGGGAAGAAUGCCUCAUGUUUGGCUCUUCUUUAAGGUUUAUGGUUCAUAUGUACUUUCUUAACUUCUUAACGUUUGGUGUUAAGCCAG